UCUCGCCCUCACUCCACGAUCGAAAAAUGGCGAUCAUCUCCGCCUCUCGCCGCCGCCACCACUCGCUGCUUCACCACCUCCGCCGCCUCUCCACUAUCACCUCUUCCGGCGGAGCCCAGUCUUCAGAUGCUCAAUCUCCACCCACCGUCUCCAUCAUCUCCGUCUCUGCUGCCAAAUCCCGCCUCCGCCGUGAGUUCGAUCCAGACAAGGCCCUCGCCAUCCUCUCUUCUCUCCCUUCCAAUCCAUCCCCCUCCUCCCGCUUUGCAUUCGACCUCGCCGUCCGCCGCCUCGUCCGCUCCGGCCGCCUCUCAGACAUCCAGUCCCUCCUCCGCUCCCGUUUGCUCAACUCCUCCUCCUCCUCCCAUGAGCCUUUCCUCGCAUCCCUCAUCCUUUCCUACGGCACCGGCCGCAUGCUUGACGACGCCCUUUCCCUCUUCGAGGACCUCCCUUCUCUCGGCUCUCCUCGCACCGUGAUCUCCUUCAACGCCCUCCUCUCCGCCUGCAUCAAAGCCAAGCUCCCCGCUCGUGCCCCCACGUUAUUCUUCGAUCUCUCUGAGAAGCACUCCAUAGUCCCGGACAACAUCUCCUAUUCCAUCCUAAUCAAAUCCCUCUUCCUCUCGGGCAACUCUGACAAAGCUUUGGAAACCCUCAAGGUAAUGGAGGACAAAGGCAUGGAGAUCACUGCAAUCACUUACACUACUGUUCUUGAUUCACUCUACAAAGAAGGGUUUUUUGAAGAGGCUGAGAAGCUCUGGACAACAAUGUUGGAGAAGGGAUGUGUGCCUGACUUGCCUGCAUACAAUGUGAAGGUUUCAUACCGUGCACUUCAUGGGAAGCCAGAGGAAGUUCUUAAGUUGAUAGAAGAGAUGGAGACUGCCGGGUUGAAGCCGGACACCAUUACCUUAAACUAUCUUAUGACAAGCUAUUGCAAUGCCAAGCAGUAUGAGGAUGCCAAGAAGGUCUAUAAGAGCAUGAAAGGGAAGAAUCGGAGGCCAAAUGCGGCGACCUAUAAGAAGUUGUUGCCUUGUUUGUAUGAGAAUGGGGAUUUGGAUUGGGGUUUGGAGGUGUUCAAGGAUAGUGUGAGAUGUCAUAAGAUUCCAGAUUUCCAGACAAUGAAGGGCUUUGUGGAGAGAUUGGUGAAGGCUUCAAGGGUUGAAGAUGCAAAGAGUGUGAUUACUAAGGUGAGGAAGAGCUUUCCAGAGAAUUUGUUGGGUGGUUGGAAGGCAUUGGAGAAGGAGCUUGGCUUGGAUGUUGAAGGAGGUUUAUCUGAUAAACUAGAGACUGCAUGAUGUAGUAAAAAAGCUAUUCCUUUUUAGAGAAAUUGUGGUUUUUAGGAAUGUUGAUGAGCUCUCUAAAGAGAUGGGACUGUGUGUCAUGUUACAAAGGUAUGAAUUAUUUAAACUUUAUCAUGACUCAUGACUAUUAUUUUAGUUUUCAGAGCUCAAAAAGUAGAUAGCUUUUUCUUAUGCUUUGAUGUAGCAAUCUUGUUUCUUCAUAGACUUCUUGUUCCUUGAUAUUCAAUUGAUUAAUAAU
Molecule: messenger RNA, 1533 nt
Organism: Dioscorea cayenensis subsp. rotundata (Guinea yam)
Lineage: Eukaryota; Viridiplantae; Streptophyta; Magnoliopsida; Dioscoreales; Dioscoreaceae
Product: pentatricopeptide repeat-containing protein At2g18520, mitochondrial-like
Exons: 2
Coding region: 27-1289 (420 amino acids)
Cellular component (GO): chloroplast
Molecular function (GO): protein binding
Source: RefSeq, a predicted model, not a curated record